Messenger RNA from Cryptomeria japonica (Japanese cedar), 1982 nucleotides. Its product is annotated as AMSH-like ubiquitin thioesterase 3. Gene Ontology annotation, cellular component: membrane; endosome. Lineage: Eukaryota; Viridiplantae; Streptophyta; Pinopsida; Cupressales; Cupressaceae. Gene Ontology annotation, molecular function: protein binding; K63-linked deubiquitinase activity; metal-dependent deubiquitinase activity. The coding region runs from base 132 to 1703 and encodes 523 amino acids. The record is from RefSeq and is a predicted model, not a curated record. The transcript has 14 exons. Gene Ontology annotation, biological process: protein K48-linked deubiquitination; protein K63-linked deubiquitination.
ACCAGGGUGUCGACAUGUUGAGUAUCAUCAAAGAAAUAUAUGCCCGAGAGGAGGGUCAAAUACUCAAGGAAAACGAAAUCGAAGCCUGCUUAAAAUCCAUUCCUCUGUAAUGCUCCGGCAAAUUAUCAAAAAUGAGGGGGCCAAUGAGCAAAAUAAGCAUAGCGGCAAACACACAGAAGAUCGAUGUGGACAAUCGAAUGUCCCUGCACUUUUACUACAGACUCGCCGGCAACAUGCUCAAACAGGCAAAUAUUUACAGGGAAGAAAAGAAUCUUAUAGACUUGUACAUCAUACUGCUUAGGUUUUCAAGUUUAAUUUCAGAAACUAUACCGCAGCAUCGAGACUUCAAACAAUCUCAUUCAAGGGAGAAAGUUGAGUACAAGAAGAAAUUACUUGAUGUUGUGAGUGAGUUGGAACGAUUGAAACCAGAGGUGCAACGGCAACUUGAUGAAUUGAACAAGAGAUAUGCAAGAGCCGCUCGGGAAGAGGAAAGCAGUGGUUCUUCUUUAGAGUGGCCUCCUAGAAGGAAUCAAGGUUAUCCAGUCUAUGAGAAUGGAAAGGGUUAUGGAAGCAGUAUACAAAAUAACACAAGGCAAAAUUCGUGGAGGGCCAAUGAAUUUAGCAGGGAUCAACGUUUGUACUCAAACCAGUUUGAGCAGCAGUUUAACAAACUUGCAAUAAGUAUACCUCGUGCAAGGGAGGAAACAUUAUCAAGACACUCCUUUCUAGGACCAAAUGGGCUACAUGGUCAAUGGCAAGCACCUACCGGUAGUGCAAGGAUGCAGGUGCAGUAUCCCAGCCAAGUUGAUUUAACUCCAAUUGAGAUGCCAUGCUUGGAUUGGACUGGACAAAAUAGUCUUCCAACAGAUGAGGCAGCCAAUGUAUCAACAUCUGAAAGCACAUUGCCAGAAACAAUUCUUUCACUGGAUACCGGUUCAAGACCUGUUCAAGUUAAUGGUUCUUCUUCUCUAUCUGCACCUGGCACCAUGGAACUUUUUGUUCCCCCAGAUAUUGUUAGACAACCUUCUCCCCCACCUGUUCUUGCUCCUGUACAGAACAUACCUGCCGAACUUGAUGCUUUGACACAUGUUUCUCAUUUGAACGUGGCUGAUCCAAGGCCCGGUCCCGCACAAUCAUUACAAGAUGAUCUGGUCAAAUCUAAAAGUCCUCAAUACAUACAAAUAUCCAUAAAAAUGAUGGAUGAUUUCAUGAGACUUGCCAAGUACAACACAGACAAAAAUUUAGAAACAUGUGGUGUCCUUGCAGGGACACUUAAAAAGCGGACUUUCUACGUUACAACUCUUAUUAUUCCAAAGCAGGAGUCAACUUCUGAUUCAUGUCAGACAACAAAUGAGGAAGAUAUAUUUGAUGUUCAGGAUAAGCGUUCACUCUUCCCUCUUGGAUGGAUUCAUACACAUCCUUCACAGUCUUGCUUUAUGUCAUCAAUUGAUCUUCAUACUCAUUAUUCGUAUCAGAUUAUGCUUCCAGAAGCUGUUGCUAUUGUUAUGGCACCUACAGACACAACACGAAAAUAUGGCAUUUUCCGCUUAUCAGAUCCUGGGGGUGUUAAUGUCAUAAAACAAUGCCAGCAGCGUGGUUUUCAUCCUCAUGAAGAACCUCCAGAUGGCAGCCCAAUUUAUGAGCAUUGUUCUCAUGUUCUUAUUGAUCCGUCAUUGAAAUUUGAUGUAAUUGACCUUCGUUAAUAUAAGUUAUGCCAAUACCUAUAAAGAAGAGCUGUUACAGUAAAUUUUCCCAUCUGUCAUAUGGCAAUGUCAUAAUCUGCAGAACACCAAAUUUGUACAGGUCAAGCUGUAAUUUUUGAAACACCAAUAGAAACUGUGGGGCAAGUACUAGUUAUUGAUUAGGAGAGUGAUUACGUGUAUGUAUUUUGCACUGCCAUUGUUCUAAGAUGAGCCAUAACACCUCCUGUAUGUUGGUUUUUAUGUAUUUGAUUAUUUCUCCUCGUGCAGGAUUUUCCUCAA